Daldinia childiae is the source of this 1185-nucleotide messenger RNA. RefSeq lists its product as uncharacterized. The record is from RefSeq and is a predicted model, not a curated record. NCBI's taxonomy places the organism in Eukaryota, Fungi, Ascomycota, Sordariomycetes, Xylariales, Hypoxylaceae. The coding region runs from base 1 to 1185 and encodes 394 amino acids. The transcript is spliced from 6 exons.
AUGCAGCGGAUUCGCUGUGAGAUUAACCCUACAGAUAAACUCGGCACGUGCUUGACAUGUCUUAGAAUAAACAAUACGAAGAUUUGGCGGAUGCCUUGUCUUCGCUAUAAGAUCACCGACGUGAAGCUAUUCAAGCCUGGGAACGUGAAGGGGUACGAAUGGACUCGGAGGUGGGUAGAGGGGAUCCCUGACGAUAUAUCACAGUGGGCAUCGUCAGAAACGAAAAUAGUCAAAGUUACCGAAGGGUACACCGAACAGGCGGUCGAGCUCCGAGUGCGCCAAUUUGUUCCGCAGGAUGGAGACAAACUCGAGCGUAGUUGGGUUCACGAGGGAAAUAGGAGAAAAGUCAAAAUCCCCCCGUAUGCUAUCGUGAAUCUCGAGGAAGCGAAAAGUACCUAUACCAAUUAUAUCAGGCAAUGGUUGCCUGAAUGUUGCAAAAAGGUUGUCGGCAAGGAGAAGUUUUUACUCGCAACGUACGGCGCUGCGAUCAGAGCUUCUCGGGACCAGACUAUUGACCCCAAGGAGAGUGCGCUUCUGAGGAAGGCGUUACAGUUGUGGAUGGCUGUUCGCUUGACCACCAAAUCAACCAUUAUUGUUGGUGACGAAACGCUAGGGAUGUCUAAAGAUAUCAUGGAUGAGACGAGCCCACUUCGAGGAUGUGUUCCUCUCCCACCCGUGAUGGGCGCACAAAUUGAGCUUGUCCUUAUCCAUCAAAUACAAUCCAGUCUUCGGCGGGAAAUGUUGGAAAACUUACAAGCUAUGACACAGGCCAACAAGCAGAAGACCUGGUUCACGACAUACCUAAUCACAUUCAUCCUACUCCACAAUGUAGCUCUCCUCUGCCAACACGACGCCGGAUAUGCUCGAAAGCAUGGUAUCAAGAGCCGGUUUGCGAGAGAAGAGAUGGUGAGAGAGUAUCAAACGGGAGCGAACAUUCUGUUGGCAUAUUUUCAUUACUGCAAUAGAGGCGUAUAUCCGUUCUCUUUGGAGUGCAAGGAGCAAGACAUGUCGACAUUGGUCGACAAAGAUGAGACCAAGAUAAAGCUCAUCCAGUACACAAGAGCGCAAGCCGAAAAAUACAAAAAACACUGGGCGAAGUUGCGGCAGAGUGGCGAUUACGAGAAUGAUUUUUAUUAUAUAAGUCAAUUGUACGAGGAAAACUGGAUGCCACAGUCCACAAUUUGA